ACAGUCAUUGCCUUCCCCGCUCUGCAUGUCUCUCGCGCCCUCCCCAUGCCGUGCCCUCGCGUCGACUCACCUCGUCACCCAACCGGCUCCAGCCGCCCCCUGCCUUUCUCAACAGUCGUCGCCGGCGAGGCAUGACGCGCCCCAGAGCCCAGAGCCCAGGGUCGCGAGUGGAGAUGUCUCGUCCAUAUUACCUCCUCACUGCCAUCGCGCCCCACGGAUCGCCCUGACUCCUUGCUUCCAUGGGCGCGCGGACCCCGCUUCCGCCGCACACCCCCCCCCCCUGCGCUGAUCUGGAACCUCACUUGCUCCUGCGCCGGGGCGUCCCUCACCUAUCUGUCCCCCUCACCUGCCACGCACCGCGCGCCACUUCCUCAUUCCGCCCCUCCGCCGCUCCCAUUGCGUUGCGGAAGACUGACGCGCUGUGGACGCCCGCAGGUCUGCGGUUGCCAGGGAGCCGUGCCGCUAGACUGAUGGAGCGGACGGAUUUCGUUCCAAUUGAACGGUUUCCGUCGCGAGCUCCGCGAUUUGUUUUUUCCCGUCGCCGUUUCGGCGCGAUUGGCUGACGAGCAAAGCGUGCCGCGCGGAGUGUUGGUCUUACGGAGUCAUUCGACGCAGAUGGUACCCCGCGCUUGUUGAAUUUCACGCAGAAAUCGCCUCGAGCUUUUAAGGACGUAGUGCUACUCUUGUCUCGUCUCACCCCUGCUCGCCUCCUCUCCGCCGCCUAAAUUCGCCCUAAAGCCGUUUGGCCCCUGCAAGCCCCAUUCCUCGGUGACACGAGGGAGCCCUUAGUGGGACCAGUGAAAUCGUAGUGAGAGACUCUGUAUUGAAGCAGCUGCUCCUCCGUCUGCCGGUGAAUGGUCACACCUUGCAGUGGCGCGCUUUGCCCUGGCUCCAACACUGCAGCCCACGGACCCGCUUGUAACGAGUCAGCUCCUAGCGGGUCUGCUCUUAACGAGUCCGGAGAGGCUGACGCUGCGCAUGGCACUGGAGGACUGCAUGUGUGCGGGCAGAACCACGCAGGCACGCAGGCGGAUGGGUGUCACGAAUACGAGCAAGCGCAUCAGCUUGUGGCGAGUACAAAGUGUACAUGUGGGCAUGAGUCUGUGCACGGCCGCAACCUUGCUGAAGGGGUGCAGGGAACACACGGGGAGGGGGCAAAAGUUGAGAGUGCAGCAGGGUUACUCGUGGUUACCACAUCUGGAGCUCUGUGCAGUGGCUGCUGCGGGUGUGGGUUGCAGGCGGAUGCACUGGAGGCACUGCCCGAGGGGAGGGCUGGUGACGUGAAGGGGAACGGAGGAGGGGAGUUGGGGGGAAGAGAAAGGGGAGGAGGGGAGGAGGGGGCGGAGAGAGGCGGAGAAAAGGAGGGGAAGGGGGAGAGUGAGAAGGGUAAGGACAUGGGGAAUACGGCCAGUUUAAGUUUGGUUGGGAAGGGGGAGAAGAAGGCAGGGAAUAAUGGGGAAGAGGGAGGGAUAGCAGCUGCAGGAGCACCACUAUUGGUGGCAGCAGCACCGGCAGCAGCACCAGCAGCACCAGCAGCACCAGCAGCAAAUCGAGAAGCAGCAGCGGCAGCAGCAGCAGCAGCAGGGGUGACUGCAAGGGUUGGAGAUGGGGGGGUGGAAAGUCUGUGGCAAGGGUGGGACGAAGAGGGGAAGGGGAGCGGAGAGGGGAAGGUUGGGGGAGAGGAUGGGGGGGAGGAGAGUCCGAGGGAGGCCGGGCAGAGGAGGGACGUGAGGUGGAGGGGCAGGGGCGUGGGAGUGGGGGCGAGCGCUGGGGUGGGUGUGGGGGUCAGUGUGGGGAGGCGUGUGGGGAGGAGUGUGGGGGAGAGUGUGGGGGAGAGUGCGGGUGUGAACAUAUAUGCGAGGGCAACAGCUGCUGACUUCGUCAAUAGGAAGCAGAUCGGCACGGGACGCAACGCAGUGGUGUAUGCAGCCACGUGUGUCAAAACGGGACGCAAGGUAGCUGUUAAGGCGUAUGUCAAGUCUGCUUUAAGUGCUCUUGAUCGACAUCGGAUCAACCGGGAGGUUGCGCUGCUGAUGACACUUAACCACGAGCACAUCAUUCAGUGGCUGGGCCACUUCGAGGACACGCAGUGUGUGUACAUCGUCCAGGAGUGGGCGUCAGGGGGCGAUUUAUUCGAGGAGCUGAGGGCAAGCGGGGGCCACAUGCCAGAGGCGCGCAUAGCCAAGCACAUCCUGCUGCCGCUGCUGGCAGCGCUGCACCACAUGCACGCCAAGGGGAUCGUACAUCGGGACUUGAAGCCGGAAAACCUCCUGCUGACCUUUCACGGCACACUCAAGGUGUGUGACUUCGGCCUGGCGAUCAACAUGAAAGAGGAGCGGCCAGCCAGUCGUCUAGGCACUCUGCAGUACAUGGCGCCUGAGGUGGUGCGCAUGGCACGCGGGCAGCGCGGGAGGGUGGCGCAAGGGGGGGAGGGCAACGGGGAGGGGUCGAAGAGCAGGGAGAAGAGGGGUGGGGCGGAGGAGCCCAGGGGGCAGGCGGGGGGGCAGGGGCAGGUGACAGCUGCAGAUGCUGUGUACGAUGAGAAGGUGGACAUCUGGGCGUGCGGGGUGCUGGUAUACGAGCUGGUGAUGGGCCAUCCGCCCUUUGAGGGCUCAUCUGACGUGCACACGGCCACCAACAUACUGCACCGGGAGCUGACCCACUCCAUGCUGCCUGACGCCAUGUCCGCGGCAUGCAAGGACUUCAUUUGCCGGGUGCUUCGGAAAGAGCCUGCAGAACGCCCCUCUCUCCUCCAAAUGCUGGACCACCCCUUCGUAUCUGGUCACUGCAGGGGGCGGCCCCUUUUUAAGGAGGUCAGGCAGGUGGUGUUGGAGGAGAGGUGGCGGCAGGAGCGGGAGCGGGAGAUGGGGGAGGAGCGGAGGAGGAGGGUGGAGGGGCAGAGGGAGGAGGAGAGGAGGAGGGAGUGGUGGGAGGAGCAGCGGAGGGUGAUGGUUAUGAGGAGGAAAGGGGUGGAUGGCGGAGAGGUGGCCAAUAAGGGCGUUGAGAAGGAGUGGGAGGGGAAGGGGGAGGGAGAUGGUUUUGGCAAGGGCAUGGCGGGGGUAACACCAUUAACAAUGAGUCCUACACCCAGCAGCCCAUCAGGGCGUUUCGCCUUUCCCCCCACUCCCUUUUCUCCCACGUCUCCCCUCCCCCCACCUCCUCUCUUGGCCUCAAUCGCCGCACCCUCUGCAUCUACUACACCCGCGUCCUGGUUAUUAUCACCUGCGUUUGUAGCUCCACCAGCAUCACCCCCUCUCGCUCUCCCCACCUCCCCGCCUAGCCCAACCGCAUCCGAUUCCGGAAGUUCCCCCCAGGCAGUCCCUGUAUCGUUUCCUAAAGUCACAGCGCUUACUGGAACAGAACAGCAAGUGAAACCCCUGCCUUGUGCACGAGGGAAGGCACAGCAAGCAUGGGUUUGUGCUGCUGUUGCAGGAGGGGGUGUGGGAGGGACAGUUGCAGGAGGAGCAACAGCAGAAGUAGUUCCAGGAGCAACAAUUUCAGGAGCAAUUUCAGCGGCAAUUUCAGGACCACCUUCAGGACCAGUUUCAGUUUUAGAAGCACAUGUAGAGACGGUGCCACAAUCUGGAGAGCGCAAGCCAUUUUCUUGGCUGCACCCUUUUCAGGGCUGGACUUUACCAGUGGGUAGGCACGUGCAGUGAUAGUGCAAACUUUUGCAACAGUCAUUGCUGAAGCGAUCUUUUAGCCUUUGCCCAGGAGACGGU
Molecule: messenger RNA, 3722 nt
Organism: Closterium sp. NIES-67
Lineage: Eukaryota; Viridiplantae; Streptophyta; Zygnematophyceae; Desmidiales; Closteriaceae
Source: the annotation of a GenBank genome assembly